CCUCGUAUCUGGUAAAAGUAAACAGAUGUGUUUUAUGUUCUACACCAUUCUACAUUUAAUGAUUAUUAUGAUUUUUGGUACUACGCAUUAUUACAAAUUUAUAGUUUAGCUUGCGAACUAUUACCCAAUUUUGUUAUUAAUUUGCUUAAAGAUUAUAGAACGAUAGAAAUUAUGAAGAAUGAUAAAGAAAAUUGCAAGGGCUUUAAAUCAUUGUGGAUUCACUUUGAUAAAGAAAACACAGAUGAACAUCAAUUAUAUUUUAAAGAACAUUCCAUUAGGAAACAGGAUCCUCGAUAUUCAAGAAAAAGGACAUUGUUUGUAUUAAACAUACCUCCUUACGUUACAACCAAUGUUCUGACAAGUGUCUUUAGCGAACUUUGCGGGACAGUUUCUAAUCUGUAUUUUACAAAUUCAAAGGGAUUCAAAGCAGCAUAUAUAGUAUUUGAAAAAGAGUCUGCUUUAGAGAAAGCAUUAGAACUUGCUGCAAAUUGUAUAAUAACAUUAAAUAAUAAAGAUAGUAUAUGUUUAACAGGAUUGGCAAAAUGGUGCAAAGAAUAUAACGAUUCAAUAUACAAUGAAGACAAAAUGAGAAAAGAAAUUGAAGAUUACAUGUAUAAUUAUGACACACAAAUUGCCAACAAAACAGCAAAUGCAAAACUUGUCGAAGAAGAAGCGAAAGAUAACAAUGGUUGGGUAACUGUAACCGGACGAAAGAAAAGAGGACAGUUUCCUCUUUCUAGAAAGGAAUGUACUACUAAUAAAAUGCAACAUAAAGAAGAGCAAAAAAAUAAGAAAAAGCAACUGCUUAACUUUUACACUUUUCAAAUUCGUGAAAGUAAAAAACAAAAUUUGGCAGAGUUAAGAAAGAAAUUUGAAUUGGACAAAAAGCGACUACAAGAUUUGAAAUCAAAAAGGACGUUUAAACCAUUUUAAUUCUACAAGUAUAACAAAACAUAGGAUUUUAUUACUAAAUACUGUGGUGCAUGAAAAAUGUAAAUAGAAGGUUUUUAAUUUCAACAUGAAAUAGAUGUUUAUAACUAUAAUUCAAUCAUGUAUAUUGAACUUUUUAUUUAUGUACAAAUUAAAAUGGAAGAAAAAUCAAGAAAUGAUUUAUAUUGUACGAGAUGAUAAUGUAAGAAUAUAAAUAUAAUAGAUAAUGUUU
Colletes gigas is the source of this 1162-nucleotide messenger RNA. RefSeq names its product ribosomal RNA-processing protein 7 homolog A. The coding region runs from base 172 to 933 and encodes 253 amino acids. Lineage: Eukaryota; Metazoa; Arthropoda; Insecta; Hymenoptera; Colletidae. The record is from RefSeq and is a predicted model, not a curated record. Gene Ontology annotation, molecular function: RNA binding. The transcript is spliced from 4 exons. Gene Ontology annotation, cellular component: UTP-C complex; CURI complex. Gene Ontology annotation, biological process: rRNA processing; ribosomal small subunit assembly.